Falco peregrinus (peregrine falcon) is the source of this 4600-nucleotide messenger RNA. It is a transcript of the gene SLC13A1, whose product is annotated as solute carrier family 13 member 1. Lineage: Eukaryota; Metazoa; Chordata; Aves; Falconiformes; Falconidae. The coding region runs from base 18 to 1835 and encodes 605 amino acids. Gene Ontology annotation, biological process: monoatomic anion transmembrane transport. Gene Ontology annotation, molecular function: sodium:sulfate symporter activity. Gene Ontology annotation, cellular component: membrane. The record is from RefSeq and is a predicted model, not a curated record. The transcript is spliced from 15 exons.
UCUACCAGUCAUCAACCAUGAAGAUUCUUAGCUACCUCCUGGCUUACCGAAGGUUCCUGCUCAUUGUUCUCACCCCACUGCUUUUACUUCCACUUCCACUUAUCAUCAAAACCAAAGAAGCAGAAUGUGCAUACACAUUGUUUAUAGUUGCCAUCUUUUGGCUCACAGAAGCUUUGCCACUUGCUGUUUCAGCUCUGCUCCCUGCCUUUAUGUUCCCAUUGUUCGGUAUAAUGGAAUCCAAGCAGGUGGCAUCUGCUUAUUUUAAAGACUUUCAUCUGCUGCUUAUUGGAGUAAUUUGUUUGGCAACAUCAAUAGAAAAAUGGAAUUUCCACAAAAGAGUGGCUUUAAGAAUGGUGAUGCUGGUGGGUGUCAACCCUGCAUGGCUUAUGCUGGGUUUCAUGGUUAGCUGUGCCUUCUUGUCAAUGUGGCUCAGCAACACCUCUGCUGCUGCCAUGGUGAUGCCAAUUGUAGAGGCUGUUGCUCAGCAGAUCAUCAGAGCUGAAACAGAAGCUGAUGUGCUGGAGAUGUCUUGCUCUAACGGCUCCAUCAACCUGGCACUGGAGCUGGACGAAAAUAUAGCAGAAUGUGAAAGCAGUGACUGGAAAAAGAAAGAAAAACAAGUUAAUGGAUAUGACAAUGAUGUGGGUAGUACUGUGUGCACAAUUGAAAAGGAAAAUGAAAAAGAAAAGAAACAGAACCUACCGCCUACUGAAACAGGGAGAAAAAGCAAAAAGGACAAAUACAGUGGGAUUUUCAAAGUGAUGUGCUUAUGUGUUGCUUAUUCUGCUACCAUUGGAGGACUGACCACAAUCACAGGAACAUCGACUAAUCUGAUCUUUGCUGAGCACUUCAACACACGUUACCCAGCUUGCCAGUGCAUCAAUUUUGGAUCCUGGUUUAUCCUUUCCAUCCCCAUCACAGUUAUUAUUCUGCUGCUCUCCUGGGUCUGGCUCCAGUGGCUUUUCCUUGGGUUUGAUUUUAAAAACAUGUUCAAGUGUGGCAAGAAGAAAACAGCUAGAGAAGAGGCAUCAGCACAGGUGAUUCAGAAGGAGUACAAGAAGCUUGGACCAAUGAGCUACCCAGAAGCUGUUACACUUGUCCUAUUCAUUCUAAUGACCCUGCUGUGGUUCACCAGAGAGCCUGGCUUCAUCCCAGGAUGGUCUUCACUUUUCCCAAAGUAUAAAGGCUAUGCUACAGAUUCAACAACUGCCUUAGUGAUAGGCCUCCUGUUCUUUAUUAUUCCAGCAAAAACAUUGUCUAGGACUUCAAAUGGAGAAAACACUGUUUUUGGUUACACUCCACUGAUUACUUGGAAGGAAUUUCAGUCAUGCAUGCCCUGGGAAAUAGCUAUUCUUGUUGGUGGCGGGUUUGCCCUGGCAGACGGCUGUGAGGUUUCAAAACUUUCUGAGUGGGUAGCAAGUAAAUUGACCCCACUAGGAUCAUUACCCUUGUGGCUCGUUAUUCUGAUAUCAUGCCUUAUUGUCACUUCAGUAACAGAAGUGGCCAGCAAUCCAGCUACCAUCACGAUAUUUUUGCCCAUACUAUCACCUUUGGCUGAAGCCAUUCAUGUGAACCCACUUUUCAUUUUGAUACCUGCUACCCUGUGUACUUCCUUCGCGUUCCUGCUUCCUGUAGCCAACCCAGCCAAUGCUAUUGUAUUUUCAUAUGGUCACUUAACUAUUAUGGACAUGGUGAAAGCUGGUUUGGGCAUUAACAUCGUUGGAGUCGCUGUAGUUAUGCUUGCCAUUAUGACAUGGAUAGUGCCUAUAUUCGAUCUCUUUACUUACCCAAGUUGGGCACCAAACAUUUCUGCUACAAAUAACACUGGGCUGUAAAGAAAAAAAUCCUGUGGAUUGGUUAGGAUUGGGUUUGUUUCUUUUCUUUUCCACUGAUUUGUGGUGAGUCUCUUAAAUGCUUUUUGUCACAAUGAUAAGGAACUAUAUUACUAUAAAUGCCGUAUUUCACAGUCCCAGAGACCGGACAUCCAGUUUGAGAGUUUUAUCAGGAAGAGUGAUAAACUAUCUAAAUAUCAUAAAGUUAGAUCAAGUUUCUAAUAUAGUUCAGCUAGUCUGAAUUUUUAUAUCUUCAUGUUAUGAAGGAAAAAAUAAAUGUGCAUAGCCAUUAUCACUGGCAGUUUGCCCCCAUUCUCAGGGUAGUGAAAUUAUGAGAUUUAGAUUUUAUUAUUUCAAAUACAUUUUCUGACUAUUCGGUGAUAUUGGGAGUUUUUCAAAGAACAUAUUAGUUUCCUGGUUUUUUAGAUUCAAACUCUGUUUGAAACAGUGUUGAUCACAAACAAAAGAUCAGGCAGGGGACUGCCUUGAACACAUAGUUUACAGACCUGUCAAAAAUGCACAGAAAACGGGGAAGAGCAGCAUGACCACUUACAUAACACUUUAUCUGUUAAGCACUUUGUAAUCUGGAAGAAGAAUACAUACUUAAACAUAUGUUUAGUCUGCCUCCUUCCAGGACCUCGCUGAAAUAAGUCAUUGUUGUCACUUAGUAUUUUUCUGGAUAGACAUGUAUUGAUAGACCUGAGUCAACCUAUGUGUAUGGAGACUAAAUUACCAUCAUACAUCUCUGCCAAAAGUAGAUAUAUGAAAGCACAAGACAGAGUGCUGAAGAUGUGAUGCUGAUUCCACCAAUCAAGACUACGGUGCAUCUUCAUCAGGAGGCUCAUGAUCUCUACAGGACAGAUGGCUGUUUAAGGUUACUAGACUGUGUUGUAAACACAAAGUGCAGUGUAGUGAGAAUGGAAGUUUGGAAUUCAAAGAUAUCUGCAAGUGAUGGCAUCUUACAGGGUUGUUACAUGUUUUUCACAUGAAGGACUACAGCAUUGUUCUUAUCACAUGUGGGGAAGACCCAUGAAAAUGUGUAAAGAGCAUUUAGUUAGUAAACUGAAUCAAAACUGCAGCUAUUUAGCUUGGGUCAUCCCCUGGGGCACCUCUGUGAUGGUUGUGAAGAUGGUUGUUUACAGAUAGUGUAAAUUAUCCAUUUUUACUAACAAGAAAAAAAGCACUUUUGUUUUUUGAUUAGAUGGUUUACACCUACUUUUGAUAGCGCAUAUUUAGAGUAGAGAUAUCGGUCAUGAUUUCUAUAAUGCCAGAAUACAGUGUAUAGAAUUGUUAUAUAUGUAGUUUGCUUCUGUUAGCUAAUAGUUGCAAAUGCAGCUGCAAUGAGUUAUUACAAAAGCCCUUUAUCUUAAUGGUGAUAGUUUAAUGUAAGUAAAUGCUAUCUGUACAUGCCAUCACACUUUUUAGCCUGACUGAGGCUGCUAUCUCUUUAGGAUGGCUACCUCCCUUUUCUUGUUUGUGUUUGGUUGUUUGUUUUUUUUUUUUGGGGGGGGGGUAUCUUUUAUAUAGUGCUUGGCAAAAUAGGGUUAUGUCCAUGACUAGGCCAAUUAGGAACUGCCACUAUACAUGCUAAUAAUGCUAACUGAUCCCCUAUAGUAAUGAUUACGAUUACAGAUAUGCAACAGCUGGCUAAAUGAAGCCUCUAAUUCAUCAGGUGCUAGAGUAAAAUGCUUAUGCAAGUCACUAACCCAAGAUAUAAAUCUUGGAUUACAUCAUAUGGUGUCUUCCCAGACAAGGAGCUCAUGGUUUAUAUAGGCCUUUGGUCCUACAGGCACGAAGAGGAGAACGAACUAAGAGGCUGCUCUUGCUUUAAAGUUCCAAAUUAUCGCCUUUCCAGUUCUGUCAGUAAUUUCCAGAUUAUUCAAGAGCAGUGGAAACAACAGUGAAUCAUAGAAUAUUUCAAGUGGAAGAGAUCUCAGCAGACUUUCUCAUCCAAUCUCUUACUCAAAGCAAGGUUAGCACUGAAUUCAGACCAGGUUGCUCAGGGAUUUGUCUAAUCACAUCUUGAAAAUCUCCAAGACACAGACUGCACAGCUUCCCUGGGUAAUGUUCUCCUGUGCUUUACUGUCCUUGUGGUGAAAUGUUUUGUGUUUAAAAACAUGAACAAAUAUAUUCAUUUUAGUGGAAUAGACUAUAAUUUUUCUUCCUCUUAUUUGGAAUCUAUUUUUUCCUGUGUGAAACUUUUUAAAAAAAAAUUUUUAAUGACACAUGAUAAAGGGAGACAGUCCCCUUUGUGGCCUUACACUCACCACUCCCAGUGGACAUGACAUUUUCAGUCUUCACUGGUCUGCUUUGCAAAGAAUCAUCAGUAUCAUAAUCAUGUGGCAACUGUUGUUCAGCCAGAGGAAAUUCGUUGACUGCUUAUGAGCUCUCCCACAGUUUUAUUGAUGUUCACAAUACAGAACUGGCUGUUGUAACCUCAGCCAUGAACAUGACAUUGAGGUCUGCAGAGGUCCACUGCUCUGUGAAAUCAUGCUUUGAUAUCUGUAUUUUCUUCAAGUUGCAUAUCUUCAUGGAAGAAAAAAUUUUGCACGAUUUAAGAGAACUCAUCAGAAGCUGUCAACUGUAGUAAGUGCUACAAUUUUUUUUUACAAAAAAAGCUGAAGCUCAGUUUGUGUCGGAUGACUUUCAGCUGUUCAUUUGCUUUAAUUUUUGGCUUGUUCAUAGGAUCGUAGACAAUAUGAUAAGAAAGGCCCAUCGUGUCUGAACCUUCACAUGAUGCAGACCACAGAAUUUCCCUAAACUAUUUU